This is a messenger RNA of Rotaria sordida, 255 nucleotides long. NCBI's taxonomy places the organism in Eukaryota, Metazoa, Rotifera, Eurotatoria, Philodinida, Philodinidae. The record is from the annotation of a GenBank genome assembly.
AUGACUAUAAAUUUUGCUAGCCUUCUUCAAAUAAAAUAUUCGGUCAAUCUUAUAUCGAAUUAUUAUGAAUGUCAAAAAAUUGUAGCACAAAAUGGAGAUAUUUAUCAAGUAAAAUUAAAUCUUAUCUAUAAAAAUUUAAAUUCAAUGAAUUUAUUUGUUGGCACACUACAAACAUUAACAACAAAAACAAUGAAAAAUUCAUUAUUAAUAAUCAAACCAUAUGAAGAAACAAGAUCAUUUUUAUUUGUGAAUUAA